UCGAUAGGUGUCAAUACGUGUUACAGAGUAGAAGAUUUAUUUGGUUAUGAGUAAACCGCCGAUCUUGAUACGUUUGUGAGACAUUUGAAAGUAAACGACGUACAGGUUGCACGUGGUACGUAAAAAUAUAGAAAACAUCACAAACACGGUACUCUGUGCAAUACGUAGUAGCUGAAACGAUGUUCUAGCCGAUUUUCAUCUUCGUAAUUGUAUUCGUAGAAAUAUAAUCUGCGCAAUAAAUAUCCGCGGUCUAGUUACGAGAAUCGCGUGAAAAAUCGACAAAAGUCGAUCGCGAAGGCAACGUUGCGAAGGGUCUCCUCCGCUCGCGAACGUCAAUCAUAUAGCGGAACUGCCAUAACCGCCAUUAUUUAUCUGUCAGAACGUUUUCGUAUACGGAGAUCUGCGAAUAUUCCAAUUGCGAAGCGCACCGUAGGUUACGCGAUGAACCUGGAACGGCAACGAGCUUUCACAGAGUACAAAAAGAUACUGGACGAACUGAAGACAGCGUUCAUGGAAAGAUGGAAGAUUAACAAAACCGACAAUAUCAAACUGGAAGAUUUCGAUCAAUUUCGGACUGUGGGUACCGGCGCCUUCGGCCGUGUUAUACUCGUGAAAUAUAAACCAACGUCCACGUACUACGCCAUGAAGAUCUUAGAGAAAGCAAAAAUCGUGAAGAUGAAGCAAGUCGAGCAUACGUACAACGAGAAAAGGAUACUACAGUGCGUGAGGUUCCCCUUUAUCGUCUAUAUGGAGUAUUGUUUCAAAGACAAUUCCUACGUAUACAUGGUGUUACCGUUUAUCAACGGUGGCGAGAUGUUCACGCAUCUAAGACGAAUGGGGAAGUUCGACGAAUCUCUGGCGCGAUUCUACGCCGCGCAAGUUGCUCUCGCGCUCGAAUAUCUUCAUCACUGCAGCCUCGUUUACAGAGACUUGAAGCCGGAGAAUAUUCUAAUCCAAAACACCGGCUACAUCCGAGUGACAGACUUUGGCUUCUGUAAGAUGAUCGACGGUAGAACGUGGACUCUGUGCGGUACGCCUGAAUAUCUCGCACCGGAAGUAAUCUUAUCGAAAGGAUACGGUAAAUCCGUGGAUUGGUGGAGCUUCGGUGUUUUGAUCUACGAAAUGAACGCUGGAUAUCCGCCGUUUUAUUCGCGAGACCCGAUGAAAAUAUACGAGAAGAUCGUCUCUGGUAAGUACAAGUUCGCUCAUCAUUUUGGUGGAGAGCUGAGGGAUAUAUUGAAAAACAUACUGCAAGUGGAUCUGACCAGGAGAUACGGAAAUCUGAAAGGUGGAUCUAUGGAUAUAAAAGGGCACAGAUGGUUUCAGUCGACCGAUUGGAAUCAGAUAUACCAUCAGAAGAUACAGCCUAGUUUCAUACCGGAAUGCUCGGCGCCGGAAGACACCAGCAAUUUCGAUUUGUACGCGGAGGAGUCGCUGAAAAUAGCUACGAUGGAUCGUUACGCCAAGGAAUUCGCCAACUUUUAAUCGAACCGAUUACGGAAUACCGUUGAUUUAACAGCGAAGCGUAUCUUUGGAGAUACAGAGAACUGUACGCUACAGCGGAAGCUCGUUACGCGAAGCAACUUGAAACAGCGUUCGUCGCGUCAUCUCCGUCGUC
Messenger RNA from Bombus pyrosoma, 1618 nucleotides. RefSeq names its product cAMP-dependent protein kinase catalytic subunit 1-like. Bases 442 to 1485 code for a protein of 347 amino acids. Lineage: Eukaryota; Metazoa; Arthropoda; Insecta; Hymenoptera; Apidae. The transcript has a single exon. Gene Ontology annotation, cellular component: nucleus; cAMP-dependent protein kinase complex. Gene Ontology annotation, molecular function: ATP binding; cAMP-dependent protein kinase activity. The record is from RefSeq and is a predicted model, not a curated record. Gene Ontology annotation, biological process: peptidyl-serine phosphorylation.